AUCUUCUUUUGAUCUUCUUAGGUGACACCGACCCCAAAUAGAGAACCCAUGGAGAGGAACAGCUUUAAUGACAAGAGUGUUUGUAGUAAAGCCAUCAGAUCCUGCAACAACAACCAAAACAACAUCAACGAGCCUAUGGAUUCAUGGAUCUGCAACAACCGGAGCGAUGAAGAUGAUGAUUAUCUUGGUGGAUUUUCAUGGCCGCCAAGAUCCUACACCUGUAGCUUCUGUAAGAGGGAAUUUAAAUCUGCUCAAGCUCUUGGAGGUCACAUGAAUGUUCAUAGGAGAGAUAGAGCCAGACUUAGACAAUCACCUUCUGAGGAUGGUCAGUACACUUUUCUUAACCUUAAUCUUAUCCCUAACCCUAAUUCAUCCUCCUCUUCCUUGCGUUGUCCUCCAUUUACUCGCACAUUGCCUUCCUUGGUUUCCCCUCCUCUUUCUUCUUUAUCAUCAGUUGCACCUACUGGAAGGGCAUGGUUCAUGGAUGGUUCACUCAAGGCUGAUCCUCUGGGGCCAGAAGGCUCAGAUUUAACAAAGACGAAAACUGCAAAAUCCUUUUUUGAGGUCAAAGAACUUCAUGGUUUCAUACAAGAUGGCUGCGAUGUUCUAAAAAAGGGUGAGAUUGUUAGGUUGGACUUAGAAAUUGGCCUGCUUACUGAUUCAAAGGAAGAUCUGGAUUUAGAGCUCCGAUUGGGUUACUAG
Molecule: messenger RNA, 702 nt
Organism: Carica papaya (papaya)
Lineage: Eukaryota; Viridiplantae; Streptophyta; Magnoliopsida; Brassicales; Caricaceae
Source: RefSeq, a predicted model, not a curated record